Molecule: messenger RNA, 1854 nt
Organism: Jaculus jaculus (lesser Egyptian jerboa)
Lineage: Eukaryota; Metazoa; Chordata; Mammalia; Rodentia; Dipodidae
Product: cholesterol side-chain cleavage enzyme, mitochondrial
Exons: 9
Coding region: 73-1632 (519 amino acids)
Biological process (GO): cortisol metabolic process; C21-steroid hormone biosynthetic process; glucocorticoid biosynthetic process
Cellular component (GO): mitochondrial inner membrane
Molecular function (GO): heme binding; oxidoreductase activity, acting on paired donors, with incorporation or reduction of molecular oxygen; iron ion binding
Source: RefSeq, a predicted model, not a curated record
GUCCAGGGCCAGAUCCACCCGGCAGGCUCUGCUGCAGUGCAAACUGGUAGAGGGUGGCCGUGUAAGGACAGCAUGCUGACCAAGGGACUUGCCCCGCGUUCAGCGCUGGUCAAAGGCUGUCAGUCUUUCUUGAGCACAGCUCGGCAGGGCUCGGGGUACCCCAGGCUGUUUACUGGAGGGGAAGUCAGCAUCUCCACCGAUGCUCCUCGCCCCUUCAACGAGAUCCCUUCCCCCGGCGACAAUGGCUGGAUAAACCUCUAUCACUUCUGGAGGGAGAAGGGAGCUCACAGACUCCAUUACCGGCAUGUUCAAAACUUCCAGAAGUAUGGCCCCAUCUACAGGGAGAAGCUUGGCAAUUUGGAAUCGGUUUAUAUUAUGGACCCUGAAGACGUGGCCCUGGUCUUUAAAUUUGAGGGUCCCCACCCAGAACGAUAUCUCAUCCCCCCAUGGGUUGCCUAUCACCAGUAUUACCAGAGACCCAUCGGGGUCCUGCUAAAGAAGUCAGAAGCCUGGAGGAGAGACAGAGUGGUCCUAAACCAAGAAGUGAUGGUUCCUGAGGUCAUCAAGAACUUCGUGCCCCUUCUGGACUCCGUGGCUCGUGACUUUGUCAAAGUCCUGCACAGACGUAUCCAGCAGCAGAACUCUGGAAAUUUCUCAGGGGACAUGAGCGAUGACCUGUUUCGCUUUGCCUUUGAAUCCAUCACCAGUGUCAUGUUUGGCCAGCGUCUGGGGAUGCUGGAGGAGAGGGUGGACCCUGAGUCCCAGAAGUUCAUUGAUGCCAUCUACCAGAUGUUCCACACCAGUGUCCCCAUGCUUAACCUGCCCCCGGGCCUCUUCCGACUCUUCAGGACCAAGACCUGGAGAGACCAUGUUGCUGCCUGGGACACCAUUUUCAGUAAAGCUGAAAAAUACACCCAAGACUACUGGAACUUGAGGAAGAAGCGGAACUUCAGCGAGAACCCUGGGGUCCUGUACAGCCUCCUGGGCGGGAACAAGCUGCCCCUGGAGAACAUCCAGGCCAACAUCACGGAGCUGCUGGCGGGAGGGGUAGACACCACAUCCAUGACCCUGCAGUGGCACCUGUAUGAGAUGGCACGCAACCUGAAGGUGCAGGAGAUGCUGCGGGCAGAGGUGCAGGCUGCCCGGCGUCAGGCCCAGGGAGACACGGCCACAAUGCUGCAGUUGGUCCCACUUCUCAAAGCCAGCAUCAAGGAGACACUGAGACUCCACCCCAUCUCCGUGACCUUGCAGAGGUAUCUUGUGAAUGACCUGGUGCUUCGUAACUACAUGAUUCCUGCCAAGACAUUGGUGCAGGUGGCCAACUAUGCCAUGGGCCGAGAACCCAGCUUCUUCCCCAACCCGGAUGUGUUUGACCCAACCCGCUGGCUGGAAAAAGACAAGACCACCACUCACUUCCGGUACCUGGGCUUCGGCUGGGGCGUGCGGCAGUGUGUGGGCCGGCGGGUCGCGGAGCUGGAGAUGACCAUAUGCCUGAUCCAUGUGCUAGAGAACUUCAGAGUUGAAAUUCAACAGUUCAAAGAGGUGGGGACCAAGUUCAACCUCAUCCUGAUGCCUGAAAAGCCCAUCUUCCUCACCUUCCAGCCCAUCCAACAGGACUCAACGCACCCAUGACCAGAGAGGGCAGCACCCCCUGAACCCCAGUUAUGUGGGGGUGGGGGAGGAGAGGAGGAAUGGCCCAGUGGGGCCCUGGGGACCUCUAUUCCUAGUGUUCUGCCCGACCCUCGUUCCUCUUGGAUGGUUCUCAGCUCUCUGUGGCCCCUUGCCCAGCUCAGCUGGGUGCUUCUCUCUUCCUUCACUUACCUAGGAAGGCAAUAAUAAACAGUUGAACUUGCA